UGGCUAGCAUCAUGUCGUGAACACCACACCGAUUGUCGCCCGAAUGAGGUAGAAUUCUGCCCAACCAGGCUCCUCUUUCUCGGUGACGAAGACACAGGAAUGAUCAAGUUGAUUGAGAACCCGCCCAGGGAAACACCUUACGCUGCACUCAGCCACCGCUGGACAGAAGAGACCCUCAAAGUUCGAUUGGUACAUAUCAAUCACUCUGAGAGGCUUUCUAGUGGGUUCCCACUCGACAAGUUUCCUCCUAUGAUGCAGGAUAUGAUCUACCUGCUUCGAAGACUUGGUAUCAUGCAUGUCUGGAUAGAUUGCAUGUGCAUCAUCCAAGACGACCGGGAAGAUUGGCGACGUGAAGCAGCAACCAUGGCAUCUGUUUAUUCCGAUGCCGAACUUACCGUUGCGGCUACCAUGGCAGGCGAAGAUUUGUUUAGCCGCCGUGAC
Messenger RNA from Fusarium vanettenii 77-13-4, 441 nucleotides. RefSeq lists its product as uncharacterized. The record is from RefSeq and is a predicted model, not a curated record. NCBI's taxonomy places the organism in Eukaryota, Fungi, Ascomycota, Sordariomycetes, Hypocreales, Nectriaceae. The transcript has a single exon. The annotation marks the transcript as partial.